Molecule: messenger RNA, 2065 nt
Organism: Helicoverpa armigera (cotton bollworm)
Lineage: Eukaryota; Metazoa; Arthropoda; Insecta; Lepidoptera; Noctuidae
Product: ecdysone oxidase
Exons: 4
Coding region: 117-1964 (615 amino acids)
Molecular function (GO): flavin adenine dinucleotide binding; oxidoreductase activity, acting on CH-OH group of donors
Source: RefSeq, a predicted model, not a curated record
UUUAACAUUUACUAAUACCACACUAAACCAUUGUAGGGUUAUCUCUGUGUACACUUAACACUGACUUAAAAAACGAAAAGCAAAAUGAACACUGUUCGUGAAUUUUCGAACGUAGGAUGGAGUGCUAUAACGCAUCAUGUGUGACUCCAACGACGGGGACUGCUCCUCAAGUCUUCGCAUCAGCCUUACAGUUCUUCGCAGCUGCACAGUGUGCAAUAUCAGAAGGAUUAAUAGCAGAUUCUAAUGUUCAAGAUUAUGAAGAGUUUGACUUCAUAAUAGUUGGGGCGGGAACAGCCGGUAGUGUUCUAGCAAACCGACUGAGUGCUAUAGCUGAAUGGAAAAUAUUACUACUUGAAUAUGGUGGUGAUGCCCCCAUCGAAGCUGAUAUUCCAGGUCUGGACAAAGCAAUGUGGAAGACCAGAUAUGAUUGGGGUUACGUAACUAAUGACAAUGGAGUAACCAACCGCGCUCAUAUUAAUGGAUCCAUUAAUUGGCCACGAGGCAAAAUGAUGGGAGGCAGCAGUAACCUUAACGCUAUGAUAUACAUUCAAGGAAAUGAUCAAGAUUAUCAAAAUUGGUACGAUGCAGGUAACACUGAUUGGAGCGUAAAAGAAGUGCGCAGAUGCUUCAAAAAAGCUGAAAGCUUUCAAAAUAUGGAUGCGUUGAAAAAUCCGAAAAUCAGAGAUCACUACGGCCUCAAAGGGCCAUUAGUUAUAAACAAAUACAACAGCACCUUUGCAUCCAUUUACUCAAGGCUUCUAUCUGCAUGGAACGAAAUUGGAAUUAAAAAUGUUGAUGACUUAAAUGUCGCGAACGUACUUGGAUCAGGAAUUUUAACAUGUACAGCUGCUAACGGAGAAAGGCAAAGCCAUAACAAAGCAUACCUAAACCCCAUACUACACAGAUCAAACCUAAAAAUACUAAAAAAUACUUUGGUCACAAAAGUAUUAAUAGAUCCUUCUAGUAAAACUGCUUACGGGGUAGAAGUAUUACAAGGCUCGCAGAACUUUACGUAUUACGCUACCAAAGAGGUUAUUAUAAGCGCAGGAGCUAUAAACUCACCUCAACUUCUGAUGUUGUCUGGAGUUGGCCCCGAAGAACAUCUAAGUUCAAAGAACGUUUCAGUUAUAGUUGAUUCACCAAUGGUAGGACAAAAUCUACAAGAUCACUGUAUUAUACCUAUAAUAAUGUACGCGGAUGAACCAGGUGAACUGAACAAUGCAGAACAACAAUUUGGUGUCAUACAGUAUCUUUACAACCGCACAGGAUAUUUAGCACAAAAUAGUUUCGCUGACGUACUAGCAUUCUUCUCAGACACACGAAGAGCCACUUACCCAAAAUUCCAAACUCAUUUUUCACUAUUUUGGAAAAAUAGUUCCUUAAUUCAACAAGCUUUGAAAAUACGUUUCAGAUACAAAGACGAAGUCGCAGACCCAAUCGUUGAACUUAAUAAGAAAUAUGCAGUUUAUUUGCAACUGUUCAAUCUUUUGCAUCCAAAAUCUACAGGGAAUAUAACCUUAAAUUCAAAUGACCCUAGAGAUUAUCCAAUCAUUAACCCGAAUUAUUUCUUCGAUCCCAGAGAUUUAGAAACAGCAGCAACGGGCAUAAGGAUUCUAACUAAAAUACAAAACACCAAGGUUAUGAAAGAAAUUAACGCAUUCUUAGGAAGGAUGGAGUGGGGACCAUGUAACGUGUAUGAACUGGAUAGUAGAGAGUAUUGGAAAUGCGUUUGUUUAGAAAUGGUGCUUACGGUGUAUCACCCUGUAGGAACUUGUAAGAUGGGACCGGAUCCAAAGACUUCAGUCGUAAGUUCUCGGUUGAAAGUACAUGGAGUAAAUAAUCUCCGAGUAGUAGACGCUAGUAUUAUGCCGACACUUACUAGUGGUAACACCAAUGGUCCGACAGGAAUGGUGGCAGAAAAAGGAGCUGAAAUGAUUCUAGAGGAUUACAAGAAAAGACAGUGAGAUAAUGUGGUAAUAUGUAAGUAAACGCGUAUUAGCAGCGUUGACGACCUCGGUCUAAUCUAGUCUUCUUUUAUCUAUUAUUGUGACGACCCAGAUUUUCG